AUGGCCGCCAUCAAGAUCAAGCUCGUCGUGGACAGGUUACAGAAGCAAGUCCUGUUCGCCGACGCCGGCUCCGACUUUGUCGACGUUCUUCUCACCUUCCUGACGCUUCCCCUAUCCAGCAUUCAGCUCGUCGCGGGCGCGUCCUCGCCGGAUUGUCUCUCAAACCUCUGCGCCAGUGUCCAACACCUGGGAGACAAUGAACUGUUGAACGGUGAGGUGCACUCGUUCAGUCUGCUCACGGUGUUCUCCGUUUCUAGGGGAACAUCAGGGACAGAGCCAGUGUGGUUCCAGGCUUCAACGAGCAACGUGUUGUCGAUUCUUUCAGGGUUCGGUGCAGAAGGGAUAAAGGGCGCUUACGAGGUGGACGUUAACAUAGGAUGGGCGGAGGUGGCUUCCAUGCUCAAGACAUGUGUCUCAUCCACCACCAUAUUCACCGAUGUGCUUCUCACAAAAGGGACUGACUCUGGAGCUGUUCGUCCAGCUUUGCUUAUUAAUAGAUCGCUGCUCACAAUUCACAGGCCCCAGGGACAAGAAACCAACGUCGCUUGUCCUCCAAUCAGCAUCAAGCUUUUCUACGAUAGGCAGGACAGAAAGGUCAUGUAUGCGGAGUGCAAGCACGACUUCGUGGACCUGCUCCUCAGCUUCCUCACCUACCCGAUGGGGUGCGUAGUCAAGAACCUGGCCGGCACCUCUCAUGUGUGCGGUAGCUUCAACAAUCUUUACAGUAGUGCCGCAAGUCUCGACGCAGCUGGAUUCUUGAAGGGGGCCUGCUUCGGCCACAAAAACACGCUGCUUGAUCCAAGCCUUGCACCGUUCAAGACGCGCAGCAAUGAUUCGGGAAAAUCGGCUUCUGCAGUGUCGGUGCUGAAGCAUUGGUGUAAGAGAGACUGGGGUAAAGUAGGGGAGAUGAACAUUGCUAUCACCAAACAAGAGGCUGUUGCGCUACUGCGAGCGGUGGUGAAUUCGAAGACUGCUCUGACAGACGCGUUCAAGGAGAGGAUCAAUGGACCCUGGCUGAUUGUUGCAUUCACGGGGAAGCCACCAUCCAUGCUGAGGGUCGUCCAACCGCCGUAA
Messenger RNA from Lolium perenne, 1074 nucleotides. RefSeq lists its product as uncharacterized. Lineage: Eukaryota; Viridiplantae; Streptophyta; Magnoliopsida; Poales; Poaceae. The record is from RefSeq and is a predicted model, not a curated record.